AUGACGCAUCCUCAUUUAACUGCUGAACAAGUCGAAAAUUGGAAAGGCUUAAAAGGAAAUUUUACAUUAACACCAAAUUUUAUUGACCUUGUGCAAGGUAUAUGGAAUACAAUAUUAUGGUAUUAUGCGCCUCACAUGUGGAAAAAUUAUGUAUUUCCCGAUUCCUUUGUUGAUGAAAUCACGCGACAUUUUUAUUUUCCAAUAAAUCAAGUUUAUUACAUCAUUUAUAUUGCAAUUUUUAUAACAUUAAUAAGAUAUACAUUUGAAAGAUUUAUUUGCAAACCAUAUGUCAAUUGGCUUGAAUUAACAUCGACAAAUAAAAAGAAAUUUCCUGAAUCAGCGUGGAAAACUGUAUUCUACACAUGUACGUGGGCAUUUAAUGUCUAUUUAUUAACUUAUCGUUACGAUUAUUUUCAUCGUCCAUAUCUGAUUUGGGAUGAUUGGGCAUCUGGUAUGAAUGUUCCAUUUGAUAUUCAAGUAAUGUAUUUUGUUCAAUGUGGAUUCUAUUUGCAUUCCGUUUAUGCAACCCUCUAUAUGGAUUAUAAGCGUAAAGAUUUUUAUGCUAUGCUAAUUCAUCACGUAUUAACAAUGGCACUUAUCUUUGUUUCAUUUGCAACACGCUACCAUAAAGUUGGUUUACUAGUUCUUUUUGUACAUGACAUAACCGACAUUUGGCUUGAAAUAGCAAAAUCAUUGCAUUAUAUGUCGUUAAGAAAAGGUGGUCGAGAAUGUCCACGUUGGGAAACUGCUGCUAAUGGAUGUUUUGUUAUAUUUUUUUUAUCUUGGUUUUUAUUUCGUCUUUAUUGGUAUCCAUUAAAAGUUUUAUAUUCAACUGGAGUUGUUACUGCUUAUCAAGCCUAUGGUAGAGGUUGCGGUUUAUAUGGAUUUUUUAAUUCACUGUUGUGGAUUUUAUUGGGUCUUAAUAUAUAUUGGCUCUAUUUCAUUCUUCAACUUCUUAUUCGAGCAUUGAGAGGUACUUCAAAUGGACUACAAGAUACACGUGAGGAUGAAGAUGAUGAAGAAGAAGAAACAACUGUAACAUCGACUCCAGUAAAAAAAUCCGUCGAUAAUACCAUCAAGGAAACGAAGAAGAAGAAAUGA
Molecule: messenger RNA, 1101 nt
Organism: Rotaria socialis
Lineage: Eukaryota; Metazoa; Rotifera; Eurotatoria; Philodinida; Philodinidae
Source: the annotation of a GenBank genome assembly